CAGGCACUGCUGCGCCAUCAUCAGCCCCCAAACCUCUCCAGGGAUCCGCUGCUGCUGCGAUUUUCACUCUAAAACAUAACUUUUUAAAUGCGUGGAUAAGUUUGUUUGCCAGGUUUUAGCGACUUUUUCUCGUGGAGAGGCGUUUUGUUAUCCACAGUUUUUUUCCCUCUUCAAGCACUUGAGAGAAUGAAAAUGACCGAUGCAAGGUGUAGAAAUCCCCCGCAGGUACGCACGGAGCUGAGCAGCCUGUGAUCUCAGGAGCAGCAGGAUUGGGAUUGAGGGGAAACUUGUUCGUAAGUGCGUAAAACUCGGAGGAUAAUAAUUUUACGCGAGGGUUUUCGGAGACUUCUGAACCCUCUCCUCGCUUUGGCACCGAUAUCCGGAGACGCUGUUGGAUUUCGGGGAGCGGAGGAGACUGAGCUGAGAAAAUAACACACUUCUGGAUAAUUCCCCCCAACAAGGAAGCACCUAAUGUUGCACCCCGUGACUCUGCUGCUGCUGCUGUCCAGUGAUCUAUCCUUACACUGGGAUUCAAUCUCUCAUUUACCCCCGUUGUUGUGCGCGUAAAGGACGCGCAAGGGGAGCGAAAGCGAGACAGAGGGGGGCGAUUUCGCCAAUCUUUCCUGGGGCUCGAAGUCUGUGGAAGCAGGUGUAUUUCAGGUCUGAGAGUCAAGAUGUCUCUGCUGCCUUCGAGGUUCAUAUACGUGUGUUUACAUUUUCUGGUCCUCUAUUUCCAGCUACAGGAGUCCCAGCAGAGCUCCGCUGAUUUUAGGAUUUACAUCGAGAACCACACAAGGAACCCGGAUGACCUGAGCCGGAAGCAGGUCCGGAUCUAUCAGCUCUACAGCAGAACCACAGGGAAACAUGUCCAGAUCUUGGGAAAGAAAAUCAACGCCAACGGAGAUGAUGGGGGCAAGUAUGCUCUUCUCGUUGUCGAGACGGAAACCUUUGGGAGUCACAUUCGAAUAAAGGGAAAAGAGAGCGAACAUUACAUCUGCAUGAACGACAAGGGCAAAAUAGUAGGAAGGCCUGAUGGAAGGAAGCAAGAGUGCGUCUUUGUCGAGGAAUUCCUGGAGAACAACUACACAGCACUCGUGUCGGCCAAGUACAAAGGCUGGUACCUCGGCUUCAACAGGAAGGGUCGGCCCAAGAAAGGCUCGAGGACCACGCAGAGGCAACAGGAAGUCCACUUCAUGAAGCGCCAGCCCAAGGGCAGGGUGGACCCGCUGGAGGAGUUUCGUUUCACCACAGUAACUAAGCGGACACGAAGGGCUCGGCGGUUAAAACCCAACUCCAAGAGGAACUGAUGGGACCAAUGGGACAGCACUAAUUUUCCUCUAAAGGGGAAAAGGACUCGUUCUCAUGCUUCUUGUCUUAAAGAAUCACCUUAAAGACUUCACUUCUGUAAAGAAAGAUGGACAAAAAGAACAAAAAAAGAGUCAAAGAUGUUUUAUUUUUGUAUUUCAGGAUGACAGAGUAUUUCCUAACUCUGGGAUUCCUCUGGGUUGAUGUCAUUGUGCUAAUCUGUCAUGUUAUUUAUACUGGAUAAACUAAAGGACCUCUGAGAGAAUUCCUGUCGCUGUCGUCCUCAGCUCCGUUUGAACUGCACGCUGAAGGCACACUUCUCUUUUUGACAAUGGGGGCUGAAGCAGGAGCUGACGCAAUGUUAUAAAAAUCAGCCAACUAGAGAUUUAUUGGAAUACCUGUCGGUUUUUGUUUGUGUUGCUCCUGACAACGAGGAUCCCAUACUUUCCACUGGAAUCAGACACCAUGGAGAUGAAACGGAGAGGGGAGGUGGCGGCGGUUGCAGGUGACACCGUGCUGCCGGGAUAACUGUGUUAGCUUUGAGUGCAAUAUUUAACAGUUCUAUCUCUCUCUCUCUCUUUCCAUCUUUCUUGUCUUCUGUUUUUUUUUCUUUCCGUACGUCUCUCAACCUCAGCUUCACUCCUGGAAUGCGCUGAACCCUCCGAGUGCUGUGUGUGAUUUCCUUGACGUUUCCAUGCAGCCUGUGAUUCAGCUAAAACACGACAUGCUUUGACUAGUCAGGCACCAGCCGAGGCUUUAGUCUUAUUCAAACACUAAAAAAAACAAACAAAAACACAACAGCUGAUGUGAUUCAUAACUCCACAAAGUCUUCCAACUUUAUCACUUUUGAAAGACGGAUGUUAAUCCCUUUCGUCUCCGCCUGGACUCGCUUUUUUUAACAUCCUCUUGUUGUGUCGUUUCUUUAAGUGUGAGAUAGAUAUCAUUUUAGGGUUGGUGAUGAAGACUUCCUCUAACUCCUUUUUCUUUUUGUUUGUCCUUCACUUGUCUGACUGUAUUUUAAGUUAAUGCCUGGUUUCCACUAUAUGUACAGGGGCUAGUCAACUGGAAGUCCAUUCAAUCCAAUGGGAAUCUCCCUGACAUCUGAUGUGCCUGUGAGUCUCGCUGCAAUUGCCCCAAGUUUGUUACAAAGUUCUAACUUCUCCACGGGAUUUUAGAGAGACUGUAUUACUAGCUAGCAAGAAACCUGCUUACAUGCAUGCUAGAGUGAAGACAGACAAUUCAACAUGCUACAUUUCUGGCAAGUUAACGCUCAAUGGUACAUUGCCAUGCCUAUUGGUCACAGUUUUGUCCCAGUCAUUUUUCUACUUCCUGUACAAAACUAUUAAAUGGUGAAAAAUGGACCAAAUUUGCCUCUCCCCAUUGCAAAAGGUAGUUUCUCUUAGGUUUCUUCCCAUUUUUAAACCAUACCCUACCUUCUGUGAACACUAGGAGAACACUAGGAGGCAUCGUUAGUUGCUGAUGAUGGUCAAGUGAGUUUAUGGGAUAAAAAGAACAUGUUAUUCAGUAUUUAAAGUCAGAUCAUCCUAACCACGAUGUAUGGGUACGGUACAGAAAUUUAGAGAGGCAUCUGGCUGCAGACUUCUACAAUGAGGCGACCUUGACUGUGGAGCAGGAAGUAACAAACUUACCCUUGUUGUGCUUAACUUUACCCUUGAUGUGUUGUUUUUAAUUCUAUCCCCCUUGUCCUAACCUUGGGGGUUUAGGUGCCCUAAUCCCAACCCUCUUUGGGUUGACCUUUGGAUGUGGUGUGUUAAAACUAAAUUUAUCCCCCAGAGUAAAAAUUCUGCUGUUGUAAAAGAAAAAAAAAAAGGCCAGUUAGCAUAACCUCUGACAGCGAGCAGAAAAUAUACGUCAUUCAAUACAUCAUUCUGGUUCCAGCUUGGAUUGAGGUCAACCCACUGUAGAGUUGGGAUGAGUCCAAAACGCCCCACUAAAGAGGUCUGCAGCCAGAUACGCUAGGAGAGUUGGAACUUUAAGGCACGUUGGCCAAAUACUGAGGCUGAAGUAAGGUGUAGAUGUGGCGAGUGAGCCCACCUAAAGGAGGAUUGACACAACCUGGUUGUGCCCUGUUUGUCCUUGCAUAUUACCAGAGGCCUUAGGAAAAUAAUCAGUUUGGGGAAAAAAAGAAAGCCCACAUCUUUAGGACAGAGUAAGAGAUGGACGUGGGAAGUAAGCAUGGCCUAGGUUGGUAGAAGGGUUGCCACAAGUCCCUGGUCAUGCUGUGGAUGGCCCAAACAAUCUCCUGGCAUAUCACUAGAAGUGUAAAAGGUCCAGAGAAAAACACAAAUGAGAUGCUGUUGAGCUUGACCUUGAACAGAACAAAUUAGCCUAAAGGUAUUUUCUAUCAAGUUUCAAUGCAUUCAUAAAUGCACUACACGCUUAAGAAGGAAUUUCAUUAAUGGACAGUGUGCUAACUAGCUAACAGGCUGUGUCCUUUAAUUCAGUAGGUAAUGUUGACUGUCAUAUGGGUUUUUAUGAUAAAAAAGACCAUGUUGCACAGUAUUUACUGUCAGAUUGUCUUCAUAGGUGUGUAUUUAUGUGUUUAUGUGCAACUGAAAAGUUGGAUAGCAUAUGGCUAAUGUUAGCGACAUACACAGUAGCUAACAUGGAUGGCAGAGUGCAGAAAUACAACUUAGCGUUUUCAUUAAGUGUUUUACCAAGCAUGCAAUGUUUCUGGUGGGCUAACAUAUUCAUUUAGAUGUUGCCAUGCAGUUUUGGUCAUGUUUUGUCCCAGUAAUUCCUAAAACACAUCUUCCAAAUCACUAAAUGGCAAAAAACGGACCUAAUUAGCCACUUCCCCAUGACAAUAGGUAGUUUCUAUCAACUUUGAAUUCAUUGGUGAAGGAAUGCACUUCCUUGCUUGGACAUUGAGGCAUCAUCCAUAUUUGUACAGAUCUAGGAGCCCCAGUCACAUACAAAAGUGGAAACAAGGCGUAAUCUUAAAAACCUUUAAGUCAAAACUGAGCUGAACUGAGCUCUUCUUCUCUAUUUCUUUAAACUGUGAUUUCAUUUUCACUCUUUCCAAUCUUACCUGAUGCUUCUUGAAAAUCUUGUUUGUCAGAUCCACAGACAGGACAGGACUACUGUAGCUCUAACCGAUCACUUCAUAACUGAAUCCACGUUUGACAAUUGAGACUUCUCCCAACGUGACCGACGUAUCCUGGAUUUUGGGAACAUUUUCAGUUUGAAUCCUUAACAGGGGAAAGUCUUUGCUUCUGUCACUCUUCUUCACUUGACAAACUCCAGCCCCCUCCUCACCUGUAGUGUGUAUUCACCUGUCCUAUGGCAGGUUUUUUUGUAUGAACUGCUACUAACAACAUGACACAUUUAUGAUUUUUUUAAACAAAUGUAAGCAAAAAUAAUUUUAUGACUAUUAUUAAGAUAUUUAUUGCCUCCCUUUGUAAAUAAAAUGUGAUGAGUU
This is a messenger RNA of Cheilinus undulatus (humphead wrasse), 4747 nucleotides long. RefSeq names its product fibroblast growth factor 24 (gene fgf24). Lineage: Eukaryota; Metazoa; Chordata; Actinopteri; Labriformes; Labridae. Bases 675 to 1307 code for a protein of 210 amino acids. The transcript has 5 exons. Gene Ontology annotation, molecular function: growth factor activity; type 1 fibroblast growth factor receptor binding; type 2 fibroblast growth factor receptor binding. Gene Ontology annotation, cellular component: cytoplasm. Gene Ontology annotation, biological process: positive regulation of protein phosphorylation; embryonic heart tube development; positive regulation of cell population proliferation. The record is from RefSeq and is a predicted model, not a curated record.